ACACAAUCUGUCACCAGCUUUGCCUAUAGAAAAACACUCCAUCACUUAUCCGCCCAGCACCUCACUCAUAUCACAUCGCAUCACAUCACAUCAAAAACAAUGGCUAAGAUCAAGUCCAUCGAGUACUUCCGCGUUCUCCCGAGAUGGCUCUUCGUCAAGGUCACUACGGAGGACGGCCUCUAUGGCUGGGGCGAAUCCACGCUUGAGGGACAUACGGAGGCCGUCGAGGGCUCGCUGAACGAACUCAUCCUCAGAUUCGUUGGCUACGAGGCAGAUGAUAUCGAGCAUAUCUGGCAGGUGGCCUGGCGGUUGGGCUUCUACCGUGGCGGCGCCGUCUUCAUGUCCGCUAUCUCUGGCAUUGAUAUCGCCCUUUGGGAUCUGAAAGGACGCAAACUCGGAGUGCCAGUUUACUCGCUGCUGGGAGGCAAGCUGCGUGACCAGCUCGCCGUCUACGCGUGGAUCGGUGGUGACAGACCUUCCGAUGUGGCCAUUCAAGCUAAAAUGCGCAAGGCGCAGGGUUUCACGGCCAUCAAGAUGAAUGCCACCGAGGAUCUUGGCUGGUUGGAUUCUCCAAGCGCGCUAAAUGCGUCGGUUGAGCGUCUGAAGGCCGUCAAGGCCGAGGGACUAGAUGUUGGCCUCGACUUCCACGGCCGCCUGCACAAGCCGAUGGCGAAGCAGCUUGCGAAGCUGCUCGAGCCGCAUCAGCCGUUGUUCAUCGAGGAGCCGUUAUUGUCGGAGCACCCGGAGGCUAUCAAGGCGUUCUCGCAGCACACCACCACCCCGAUCGCCCUCGGAGAGCGCCUCUACAACCGCUGGGACGUCAAACCGUUCCUAGAGUCCUCCAGCAUCGAUAUCCUCCAGCCCGACGUAUCGCACUGUGGUGGCAUCUCCGAGAUCCGCAGGAUCGCUGCCAUGUGCGAGGCGUAUGACGUCGGCCUCGCUCCGCACUGUCCACUCGGGCCGAUUUCCCUUGCCGCGUCACUGCAGGUGGCCGUGGCGUGCCCCAACUUCGUGAUCCAGGAGAUGUCCCUGGGCAUCCACUACAACAAGAUGACGCCAGCAGGCGCGGGCACCUUCGACCUGUGCAGCUACCUCAAGGACCCGUCGGUCUUCGACGUGUCUGGCGGCUUCGUCAAGCGUCCCACCGGCGUUGGCAUCGGCAUCGAGAUCGAUGAGGAAAUGGUCAGGAAGGUCAGCAAGGAGUGCACUACGGCCUGGAGGUGCCUCGAGUUUUUUGGCCCCGGAGGCGAGGUCAGGGAGUGGUAGGAGAUAAGGGUGUUACUACUUCUUCCUUCCUUCUUUCUUUCUUUUCGAUUCUUUUCACUGCGUUGUUCGUUCGUUUUCAGCUGUGUUCCCCCCUUUUCCUUCCUUCCUUUCUGUCUCUUCUCUUCUCUUCUCGUCCUU
Molecule: messenger RNA, 1404 nt
Organism: Tricharina praecox
Lineage: Eukaryota; Fungi; Ascomycota; Pezizomycetes; Pezizales; Pyronemataceae
Product: enolase C-terminal domain-like protein
Exons: 5
Coding region: 100-1266 (388 amino acids)
Biological process (GO): D-galactonate catabolic process; amino acid catabolic process
Molecular function (GO): galactonate dehydratase activity
Source: RefSeq, a predicted model, not a curated record